CACUGAUUGGUAGCACUGAUAGGUGGCACUGAUUGGCAUUGAUAGGUGGCACUGACUGGCACUGAUGGGUGACACUGAAAGGCAGCUCAGAUGGGCACUGAUAUGUGGCAUUGAUGUUCACUGGUAGGCACUGAUGGGCACUGGCACGAGGCACUGAUGAGCACUGAUUGCUGGCACUGAUGGACACUGACAGGUCGCACUUCUGGGGCCACACUGAUCAUCAGGGCACACUGAUCAUCAGUGCCCUGAUGAUCACUGUCAGCGUGACAGCUCAAGAGGAGAGAAAUGCCGAUAACCGGCAUUUCCCUGUUUACAUGUGAUCAGCUGUGAUUGGA
Messenger RNA from Staurois parvus, 335 nucleotides. NCBI's taxonomy places the organism in Eukaryota, Metazoa, Chordata, Amphibia, Anura, Ranidae. The record is from the annotation of a GenBank genome assembly.